This is a messenger RNA of Mesorhabditis spiculigera, 234 nucleotides long. Lineage: Eukaryota; Metazoa; Nematoda; Chromadorea; Rhabditida; Rhabditidae. The record is from the annotation of a GenBank genome assembly.
AUGAGAGCCUACGCUGUUGCUCUUUCUCUUCUUGUGCUUAUUGCUGCGGCUUUGGCUGCUCCCCAGUUCGGCUUCGGAAUGGGUGGACGUGGAGGAUUUGGACGCGGUGGCUUCAACCAGGGCUUCAACCGUGGAGGCAUGAUGGGACGUGGUGGCUUCAACAACGGCUUCAACCGCGGAGGCAUGGGCAUGGGCGGCCGUGGAGGAUUCAACGGCGGAUUCAACCGAUUCGGC